This is a messenger RNA of Gaeumannomyces tritici R3-111a-1, 1122 nucleotides long. RefSeq lists its product as hypothetical. NCBI's taxonomy places the organism in Eukaryota, Fungi, Ascomycota, Sordariomycetes, Magnaporthales, Magnaporthaceae. The record is from RefSeq and is a predicted model, not a curated record. Bases 8 to 733 code for a protein of 241 amino acids. The transcript has 3 exons.
CCAGUGGAUGCUGGGAACAGCUCCCAUCCGCACGGAACCCCUCCCCAUCACUGCCCCCGUCGCCAACCAUUAUCAGAGAUACAGGGCAAAUCCGCGCCCCUCGAGUAGUACAAUGUCACAGCCAGACCCCAUGGACGAAGACGGGGCAGCCUUUGCGCCCGCGGCCGACCAGGAGCCGGAUAUCAGCCAGGCCGCGGCAGCUUUCCAGGCCGCUACGGCGCCGCCCCCGACGACCGAUGCGACGGGCGUGGCGCCGUCGGAUGGUGCUCUCGCAAGUCUCUCCGCAACCCAAGGUGCCGCCGCGAUAUCGACCGAAUCGCCCCAGUUCCCGAACCAACCGCAACCGAUAUCGCCCGCCGCCGCCGCCGCCACUGCACCAUCACCGGCGGCCCAGCCAGCAGCAGCGGCAGCAGCAGCAACAGCAACGGCCACGGGAGCAACGGCGGCCUCGUCGCCGCUGCCGCCCCCGCGUACCGGCACGCCGACGAUGCGCUCGGCCAACCCGGACGCCGGCUCGCGCGCCACGUCGCAGCACCCGCCCGACUCGGGUUUCGUCAUGCCCGCCGAGGCCACCCCGCACGGCGCCCCCGCGAGGCGCUACCUCAACACAAAGGUCACGGGCGUCCUGCUGGAGGGCAUGAAGCUCAUCGCAAAAGAACAGCCCAAGGACCCCUUGCGAGUACUGGGAGAGUUCCUACUCCAGCGUUCGAAGGAGCUUGAGCCCGCCGUCUAAGUCGACCGUGCAUCGGAACUCGAGUUCAACGCAGGACACUACAGGUAGCAACUGGGAACCACGAUGGACCGCACUCUGAACGAAAUGUAUCAACGUAUCACAAGACCAGGACGGGGGAUGCAAGCGGUCCAUACACAUACGGCCCUGAACACUAGCGCGUAAUCAGAUAUGAACGCAGACAGACAGCUUUGGGCGGCGGGGUUAGGGAGUUGAUUGCUUCUCAACGACACCAUUGUAGGGUAGGACUUUCUUCCAUUUCAGUCCUAUAGAUCGGAGCUGCCAUUUUUUGGCGUCCCCAAGUGACACAAAAGACCCGCGCCGGGAACAUGGCACGGCGCCUCUGCGCCUUUUCCGAACUUGUCGCUCCAAAUGCAUUUGCAGGAACCCAU